Aspergillus niger is the source of this 756-nucleotide messenger RNA. RefSeq lists its product as uncharacterized. NCBI's taxonomy places the organism in Eukaryota, Fungi, Ascomycota, Eurotiomycetes, Eurotiales, Aspergillaceae. The record is from RefSeq and is a predicted model, not a curated record. The transcript is spliced from 7 exons. The coding region runs from base 1 to 756 and encodes 251 amino acids.
AUGGCAAAGGGAGAACAUGGCCCAGAUAUAGGAAAAAACGGAGGAGGCAAAAAUGACCCAAAAAGAAUGAGCGGAUGGCGGAUGAGUGACGGAGAAGGGAAGGACGGGGGGGGAAUUAGAGGUGGAGAGGAUGGAGUGAUGGCAUAUAGACAGGAGGAUGGAUGGAUGGAUAGAUGGAGGGCAGCUAAGAGGAAGAAGAGGAGGAUGAAAUGGACAGAGAAAGAUGGGAGGGGUGAUAAAAUGAGUAUAUGGGACAAGUCAUACUUACAGGACCUUGAAGAUGGUGACUUGCUACAGGCUACUUCUUGUAAGCUCGAGCCAAAAACUCCCCCAAAGGCGUGCCCCGGGAAAGCUCACGGUCUCGUCCUCCGAAUCUUUCCAAGGGAAUGGUGGGGCAGCCAGCAUCUGUCGCUGCUCUCGCUGGCUGAAGCUGCUUCGACUGCUACCCUCCCCAGCGAGAUCUUCCGCAUUCCCUCGGGGACGGGGUUGACGAUGCUCCAUGGCUCCUCUUUCCAUGUCUUCUUCCCGGCCUGGGCCACGGCUAAAGCUGGUAUGACAGUAAUGAUGCUUCUGAUACAGAUCGCAGAUGCAUCCUGCCACCUCAUCCUCCAGAUGCCCCUCAAUGGGUGGGAAACCCAUCAGCACGCUUUCUUGUCUGGAAACUUCCAUUGCGUAAUGACGAAAAUGCCCGCGGUCACGAAACAGACACCUGGGUGCCUGAAAAACAACAAGCCGGAUAAUAGAUACUGCGGUUAG